This is a messenger RNA of Chilo suppressalis (striped riceborer), 966 nucleotides long. NCBI's taxonomy places the organism in Eukaryota, Metazoa, Arthropoda, Insecta, Lepidoptera, Crambidae. The record is from the annotation of a GenBank genome assembly.
UGUGAAGUGAACAGAGCGCGCAAUUACAACGCUUUAACCGUAACAAUAAAGAAAUAUUAAGUCGUAAUAAUAAAUAAUAAAUCGUAAACAAACAUCAGACAAAAUGAUCUCGCGGUUUGGUAUCUUCCUGUUAGCUGUGGCUUUCGCACAAGGUAAAAGCUUGUCAAGUUGCGUGUGCACCAGGGAACUGAGGCCAGUAUGCGGUACCGACGGGCAAACCUACUCCAACCCGUGCAUGUUGGGAUGCGCUAAUUCCCUCGCUAAGAGCGAGAUAGAAAUCGCCAGCAAAGGCCCGUGCGAGAAAGAGAACCAAUCUGUCUGCAUCUGCACGAUGGAAUACAACCCAGUGUGCGGUUUAGACGGCAAUACUUACUCGAAUCCUUGCGAAGCUCGCUGUAACAAGAUUGAGAUCGCCGCGUACGGCGAAUGUUCCGACAAAGUGAAAGUAGUCGAGAUACCUUCUUGCACGUGCACAAAGGAAAAGAAGCCGGUUUGCGGCACAGAUGGCGCCACAUACAGCAACGAUUGCGAGCUCAAUUGCUCCACUCAGUUCAACUCGAGGCUUGGCAUCGCACACCAGGGACCUUGCCAACAUUUAGAACCAGAACCAAGAAAAGAAAAUACUGAAGCAUCUUGCGCUUGCACCAGAGAUCUGACACCCGUUUGCUCCACUGAUGGGGUUACGUAUAACAAUGAGUGCCUCCUGAGAUGCGCGGGCAAGGAGAAGUUUAAGCAAGCCGCAUGCGAGGAGGUCACCGUUGUUGAUAAUUAACUGUGACGUCACUACUCACUCGUUAAGCAUAUUGCAACCUUACAACUUUGAACCUUCAAAGACGGGAAGUAACGUUUGUAUUGGUUCAUACACUAAGCCGACGCUUUACCUUUUCAAAUUUAUGUCUACGUCAUGAGGAAGUAGGGAGGAUUUUAUUGUUUUUUUUUCUGUUAUAAUAAAUAAGUAAUUUAUUG